Messenger RNA from Hyla sarda, 3286 nucleotides. It is a transcript of the gene FAM222B, whose product is annotated as family with sequence similarity 222 member B. NCBI's taxonomy places the organism in Eukaryota, Metazoa, Chordata, Amphibia, Anura, Hylidae. The coding region runs from base 793 to 2760 and encodes 655 amino acids. The record is from RefSeq and is a predicted model, not a curated record. The transcript has 8 exons.
UGUUAUUUUAUUUAGUUUCACGUGUCCCAUUUUGCUGUAUAAAGUAUUUAGUCAGGAGACAUCUUUUUUUUCCAGUCAGUCUCACUGUAUGCUCCGCACUGCAUUGUCCCUGUCGCCCUCUUCUGCUAUGGAGUUCCCUGACACUCCACGUGUGUGGGGCGCUGACGUCACUUCCGGUGUGUGAUCCCCUGGCCAGAGCCCGGCCCUGCACUGUGUCCUGGGGAAUCAUCAUCAUCAUCCACUUCAUGGUUCCGUGGCCGAGGACUCCCGGAUAAUCAAUUCCAGAUACAUUCGACCAUUUAUACGGGAGGACAACCAAAAGGACCUAACAACAAUGCAUCCCUAAGGAGGCUAAGGAUGUAUACCCAUAGCUCUUCAAAACCACUGUGAAAAAUGAGGCAACCCUCUGGAAAUUGACACUCAUCGGCUGGUGAUCUGAAAAGCCUUACAUGGUCUACUGCCUCACCUUCUCCUCUACAAGAGUCGUCGUUCAUUGUGAGGGAUAUUGAAAUUUGGGCUUCACUCCCUGUCGAUCACCUGGCCUGGGUCCUAUUCUAUUGUGUGCGAGGCGGAGUGUGGUGACCCCCCCAUGCGGUGUUAGUGCAGCUCUGCCAUGCUGGCCUGUUAGCCAGGACCAGGGGACCGCGCCUUCUGCUUCUCCCUCAGCCGCAGAUGAACACUGGACUUCAGAAAUGUCUAGUAACUGUCAGAAAUCUGCUUUUCCGAUGUGGUGCGGUUUUGAUGUAGCACACUCGCCUGUCUCCGCUAGCACUUUGGGAUACUACACAGAAGAUGAGAUCUGCUCAGCAUCCUACUCCUGCAGAAUUGGAUGCCUAUGCUAAGACGGUUGCCAACAAUCCCUUGACAAUAAAAAUCUUUCCAAACAGUGUAAAGGUUCCUCAAAGGAAGCAUAUCCGCCGCACCGUGAACGGACUGGAUACAUCAGGCCAACGUUACAGUCCGUACCCUUCGCAGGUCAGCACAAAGACAGGACUCUUGGCCAUUGUCAAGUCCCCAGCUAAAAGUGUUUUAAAAGGCUUUGACGGUGCCCGUGCCCGCCUUUUGCCAGACUCUAUGAUGAAUCCCCCUUCUGCUCCAUAUGUUGCACCUAGCACUUUAAACCACCCUCAGAGGCUGACACGCCCCCAGCAAGCUCUUCAGCACGCGCAGGCCCUGCAGCAUGCUCAGAGCAUGCAACAGCAGACUUUGUCACACUCGCAGAGCCUGCCUCCUGGACUGCAGCACCCACAAAGCUUACCACACCCUCAGACGAUGCAGCACCCACAGGGCCUGCCACAGGGGCUGCAGCAUUCUCAGGGUCUGCAGAAUUCGCAGAGUAUAUCCCAGCAACAGGCUCUUCAGCAUCCACAAAGCGUGCAACACACGCAAGGUGUGCAGCAUACACAGAGUAUGCCACAGGCACUGCAUCAUGCGCAGGGACUUCCACAGACGAUACCACGACAGCAGAGCAUGUCACAGGCUCUGCAGCACCAACAGAACCUCCCACAGGUCCUGCAGCACUCUCAGAAUAUGUCUCAAGCGCUGCAGCACACACAGGGAAUGCAGCAUCCGCAGAACAUGGGGUCUCAACAUUCGCAAAGCCUGCCCCAACAGCCUGCAUUACAGCAUGCCCCUGGAGUAAGCCACCAGACUCUGCCACACCCUGCCAACAACAUUCUGCAGCCAGGUUUACAUGGAACACGAAAACUGCCUGAUGCAGAUGCCCCUCCGAAUGUGACAGUGUCUACCUCAACUAUUCCUCUUUCUAUGGCUGCAACCUUGCAGCAAAAUAGACCACCAGACCUUGGAAGCAUUGUGCACCAGAUAAACCAGUUUUGUCAGGCCAGGGCUGGCAUAGGCACUACCUCUGUAUGUGAGGGCCAGAUAGCCAAUCCUAGUCCUAUCAGUCGUAACCUGCUUAUCAAUGCAAGUACCAGGGUUUCCACUCACAGCAUCCCCAUGCCUUCAUGUGUUGGAACAUCUGUAGAUCAUGCUGCUGCAGCUGCUAUUUCCUCUGCCGCCUCGGGGAAUGUCCCCAUGGUGAACAUGAGCAGAGUGCCUGCUUCGUAUCCUGGUGAUCUUAAACCCAUGACAUGGAACCAACAUCAGCUUGCACAUCUGCAACAAAUGUGUGGCGAUUCGGGUGGUCCUUCUGGGAAACACGCUCAGAGAGAAAUUGCUGCCCAGGGCUUUCCUGGUAAGCAGACCCCUUACCAACAAGAACUGUGCAUGGGCCAGUCUUUUGGCUUAAAACCCCCAAUUGAAAAACCUACUCCUUCCCCUCCAGUGAAUGGAUUGCCGGGUCCCUUGCCAUAUACCAAUGGACACUAUUUUCAGCCCAUAUGGAAUAACAUUUUGCCUACUCCAAACAGCGACAGUUCGGGAUCACAGGACCUUACCAUGCCUUUCCAUGGAGCACAGGCAGCCGGUGCACCCUUGGAUUGUGCUGGGAAUGCUCACUAUAGAGGCGUUGGGGGAGGAUCCUCCAACCAGAACAGCUUGAUGCAGACCAUGGAUUACCUAACUGGAGGGGACUUUCAGCAGUCCUGCUUCAGAGAUCAGAGCAUGGCUCCACAUGCAAAGAUUCAAAGAUCCCAAAUGAGUAGAGCCCCUGAGUCAGCUGAUAGUCGAAGUAUUCACAUUCAGCAUCCAGGGUAUAGCUGUUUCUAUUUUUUAUUUCCAGAUACCUUCCUUGACAAGAGCAAGGACCCUGCUUUAUUUAAUAUUUGUACUAGCUUAUUGAAAGGUGUUCUGAAUUAACUUUUCCCGUGCCAGAGUGCUGCUAUUGGUCUUCAUCCUGGCAAAGGCUAAUGGCAGAAUAUCCAUAGCACAGUAACAAACUUUGGACUAAAACAUUACGUGCUGGCUGGCGUUGCCUUAUAUUUAAAAACAAAGACGAAAAUGUAAAAAAAAUGCAAGUAAUGUAAACAUGCCUAUGUUCUGCCAAAUAACAACGAGAAAUGAAGUUCUAAUUUAUUAUUUCAAAAUGGUGUCAUGAGUAGUCACUUUCCAGUGCUGGAAAACCUUAAUGUGAGACUGAGGCUGUCAUGUCAUGCAAUAUUCCCCAAACAUGUUACCUCCCAGAAGCCACGGUUUCCUCCUCCUUCAUUCCAUACCUUGCCUGGGCCCUGACUUUUAAAGUGAUAUCCUGUUAUGUUGGACCCUGUAAGCUGUAUUUUACAUCCAAAUACAAACCGCCUCCUCUAAUAAAAAAUUGGAAUCCUUAACUUGUGUUUUACCUGCUUUGUGGGUUGUUCGUUGGUGUGUUUUCUGGUGGGUGGUUGGA